CUUCAUCUUCAUUCCAAAUGAAUCACUUCAACUUCAAGGACAUUCCCUUACAAAGUCCAUUCAAAUUGUCUACGCAAGGUUCUUUACGAGUUCUCUUACUCCAUGGAAACCUAGACAUUUGCGUAAAACAAGCCAACAAUUUACCAAACAUGGACAUGAUGUUCCACAAUAAACUAGGCCACAUAUUUGGUUCUCAUGGACAUGUUCCACGAGAAACCUCCGAUCCAUACGUCACCAUAUCCAUUUCCCACGCCGUAAUAGCUCGCACUUUCGUAAUUAAGAACAACGAAAACCCCGUUUGGAACCAACAUUUCAACGUCCCCAUCGCCCAUCACACUGCCGAGGUUAAAUUCGUCGUAAAAGAUGACGACGUCGUCGGUUCUCAAGAAAUUGGAGCUGUCGUGUUCACUUCCGAGCAAAUUUACUCGGGUCUCAAAGUGGAAGGAGUCUACCCGAUAUUGAAUUCCUCGGGAAAGGUGUGUAGACCGGGAGCUUCGUUGAGCCUUUCGAUUCAGUAUAUACCUAUCGAGAAAUUCUAUGGUAUCGGGGCAGGGUCAGGUGUGCCCGGUACUUACUUCCCGCUCAGACCUGGCGGGAAGGUGACGCUUUAUCAAGACGCGCAUGUCCACGAACCUUCGCUACCGAAGCUGAAGCUCGACUAUGGAAUUGAUUAUGUUCACGGGCAUUGUUGGAACGAUAUAUAUGAUUCCAUUAGCCAGGCAAGGCGGUUGAUCUAUAUUACGGGGUGGUCGAUUUUCCCUGAAGUUAAACUCGUGAGAGAAGAUGAUGGAAAUGCAAAAAGAGAUUUAAGCUUAGGAGAUCUCCUCAUAAGAAAAUCGCAGGAAGGCGUGAGAGUAUUGCUUCUCGUUUGGGACGAUCCUACUUCUCAUAGCCUUUUGGGAAUAAAAAAGGAAGGGAUAAUGAAAACCAGCGAUGAAGUGACUCGACAAUUUUUCAAACAUUCUUCGGUAAAAGUGUUGCUUUGUCCAAGAUCUGCAGGGAAAGGACAUAGUUGGGUGAAAAAACGGGAAGGUGAAAUUAUCUACACCCAUCAUCAAAAGACUGUGAUUGUUGAUGCAGAUGCGGGUUUCAACAGGAGAAAGAUAAUCGCGUUUAUUGGAGGACUCGAUUUAUGCUUUGGUCGAUAUGAUACUCCAUUUCAUCCCCUUUUAAGGACGAGGAUAACAGUGCAUAAGGACGACUUCCAUAAUCCAAAUUUCACGGGAUCGAGUCUUGGUUGUCCACGAGAACCGUGGCAUGAUUUGCACAGUAAGAUCGAAGGUCCUGCAGCGUAUGACAUCCUAACCAACUUCCAAGAACGUUGGUUAAGAUCUUCGAGUCUGCAUCGACUUUCAAAGAUAAAAAGACAAGGAGAUGAUGCAUUACUAAAGAUUGAAAGCAUUCAUGAAAUUAUUGGGAUGAAUGAUUUGCCAUGUCUAAAGGAGGAUGACCCGCUAGGUUGGCAUGUACAGAUCUUCAGAUCAAUUGAUUCCAACUCUGUCAAGGGAUUCCCAAAAGACCCUAAAGAAGCCACAUUGAAGAACUUGGCAUGUGGUAAGAAUGUACUGAUAGACAUGAGCAUACAUUCAGCAUACGUGAAGGCAAUUCGAUCUGCACAACAUUUUAUCUACAUCGAAAAUCAAUAUUUCCUUGGAUCGUCGUAUAACUGGGAAAAUCACAAAGACAAAGGCAUUAACAAUCUCAUACCGAUGGAAAUAGCUCUAAAGAUUGCAAACAAAAUCAGAGGAAAGCAAAGAUUUGCUGCUUAUAUUGUCAUUCCAAUGUAUCCAGAAGGUGGUUCUACUCAUAAGGUUACACAAAGAAUUCUCUACUGGCAGAAUAAAACAAUGCAAAUGAUGUAUGAUGUAAUUUAUAAUGCUUUACAAGAGGUAGGGCUCGACAAUCAGUAUGAGCCUCAAGACUACUUGAAUUUCUUCUGCCUCGGAAAUCGAGAAACACAAGAAGUGGGUGAUGUUUCAGAUGUAGGAAAACACGUACCCAAAAACAGUCCUCAAUUUCUAGCACAAAAGAACCGACGGUUUAUGAUUUAUGUUCACUCGAAAGGAAUGAUAGUGGACGAUGAGUAUGUGAUAUUGGGAUCUGCAAACAUAAACCAGCGUUCAUUAGAUGGGUCGAGAGAUACUGAAAUUGCAAUGGGUGCAUAUCAACCUCAGUUCACUUGGGCGAAGAAAGGAUCUAAACCGUUUGGUCAGGUUUCUAAAAAACAAUUCUCUCUAUGGCCUGCAAUACGUUCAAUGAAACUAACCCUAAAUUUGGUUGUUCAGAUCUAUGGUUACAGAAUGUCACUAUGGGCAGAGCACACUGGAGUCGUGGAGGACUGUUUCGUGCAGCCCGAGAACAUCGAGUGUGUUCAACGGGUGAGAGCAAUGGGUGAACAUAACUGGAGGCUAUAUGCUGGUGAGGAUUUAAUUGAGAUGACAGGACACCUGCUUAAGUAUCCAGUUCAGGUUGAUUGGAAUGGCAAAGUUAGGUCAAUUCCGGGCUGUGAAACGUUCCCUGAUGUGGGUGGGAAUAUUUUGGGUACUUUCAUUCCCAUUCAAGAAAACAUUACUCUUUGAUUCUUGUCAAACCUCAUGGAGACGACAAUGUCUUCCACUUCUUGUACAAAGUGCAAUGAACAAUCAUGAACUUCCAUGGCUUCCUGUU
Messenger RNA from Impatiens glandulifera, 2667 nucleotides. Its product is annotated as phospholipase D beta 1-like. Gene Ontology annotation, biological process: phospholipid catabolic process; phosphatidylcholine metabolic process. The record is from RefSeq and is a predicted model, not a curated record. Gene Ontology annotation, molecular function: calcium ion binding; D-type glycerophospholipase activity. Gene Ontology annotation, cellular component: plasma membrane. The transcript is spliced from 9 exons. NCBI's taxonomy places the organism in Eukaryota, Viridiplantae, Streptophyta, Magnoliopsida, Ericales, Balsaminaceae. Bases 18 to 2579 code for a protein of 853 amino acids.